Messenger RNA from Paramecium tetraurelia, 2253 nucleotides. RefSeq lists its product as uncharacterized. Lineage: Eukaryota; Ciliophora; Oligohymenophorea; Peniculida; Parameciidae. The record is from RefSeq and is a predicted model, not a curated record. The transcript is spliced from 8 exons. Gene Ontology annotation, cellular component: nucleus. Gene Ontology annotation, molecular function: double-stranded DNA binding. Gene Ontology annotation, biological process: reciprocal meiotic recombination.
AUGUAAGUUGUAUAAGAAUUUCUCAAGAGGUGCGAUAUUUUUGGAUAGGGAGUUAAUUUUAAUUAUAAAAAAGAAGAUACCUAUAGGACAGGAUUUGGAGGACUUGCAUCUUUAGUGAUAAUUGUUGUUUUGGUUGUCUUUUUUCAAUCUAAUGUUAUCACUUUUUUUGCAAAAACUCAAAUUUUUGUUGCCUAAAAAACAGAUUUCCAAGAAGACCCUGACCUAAUAGAACUAAAUGAUGAGAAUUUUAUGAUUGCUUUUCAAAUUGAACAGACAAACUUUACAACAAACCCUUACUUUAACAUUACAGUGUUACAGCAGAAAUCUACACGGUUGGAUAAUGGAACAGUGAUAAAAAUAGCUCAAGAGAUCAAUUUAAUUCCUUGUACACUAGACAGAUUCCAAAAGGUUUUUACUAAAUACAAUGUUGAUUUCAAAGCUCAAUUCGACCAAGUAGGACUAAAGAAUUUCCUGUGUCCAGAUUAUAACUAUUCAUUAAAUUUAGCAGGAAGGUACGCAAGUCAUGAAUUCGACUAUAUAAAAAUAAUCGUGACAGAUUGCAAUAAUAAUACUAGUCAAAAUUCUCGAUUAACUUGGAAGCCGAAUUGUCAAACGAAGGAGGCAAUUUCGAGUUUUUUAUCAAAGAAUUCAGCUUUUAAAGUUUCCCUUUACAUGACAAACCUAGUAAUGAAUCCUACAAAUCCAAAAGAUUAUGCAACAGCAUUUUUAGAUGACGAACUAUAUUUUACUUUUACUCCAAAAUAACUAUCAAGAUAAGCUAACAUAUUUUGGAGGAAAUACAAUUUUUAAACAGACGACAGUUUGACACCAUUUCAAGCAAUAGUCAACGAAACUUACAAUGUUAGAUCAGCUACAGAUUAUAGAGAUCUAACCUUGUUGGGAACAGCAGCGGAUAGCACUUAUGCACAAUUUUAUAUGAGAAGGAGUACAUAUUCAGAAAAUAUUUUGAGAAACUAUUAAAAAGUAGAUGAUUUAAUGUCCUAUUUGGGAGGAUUCUUAUAAAUAAUGAUCGUAUUCUUCGGAUUCUUUAUUUAGGUUUAUAACAAAUAAUCCUUUGAUUUAUCAAAUGAAUUAUUUGAUUUUGAUCUAGAUGAUAACUCAUAAUCUAAAUUAAAUAGGAAUGAUUUAAUAUCGAAUGCUGAUGAUUUCGACUUUCAGGCCUAAGCCUAAGACUCAAAUCAAUAACAAUCGAUGAUGAGUUUGGGACAAGUACAGCAAAGUGCCAGAUUUGAUAAAGAUUAAACAAAUAUGAAUAAAUCAUAAAAAUCCAUAAAGAAUCCGUCAAAAGGAAUUUCGAUUAAAUAAUUGAAUUCAGUUCAAGAAAUUAUCCCUUUAUCAUAAUUAUCUAUUAAUAAUAUUAAAUUGUUGGAGAAACAUCAGACUUCGUUAGAUAAGAUUGGAAGUAAAAAUGGAAGAUAAUACUUUUUCGAAUAGAUAUAAAGAAUAUUUGCUAAAACUAGAAAGUUAGAAUUUACAUUUAGGUUCUUUUUCUAAAAAGUAUUUUGCGAAAGAAUGAUGAAAAAUCCUUAAGUUCUAUUAUUGAAUAAAGCUGUAAACCAAAUUAAUGCAGAAUUGGAUGUUUUUGGUAUUUUAGAUAAGUUACAUGAAAUAGACAAAUUAAAAGAAUUGUUAUUGAAGAAGCCUCAAUAAAUCAUCUUUAAUUUUACUCCUAAACCUUUGAUUACCUUGCAAGAAUCAAAAUCCUUGCCUUCAAGACAACGGGCUUAGACUUUGAAAUCUUCAAAGCAUUCAAGAUCUAUGAAUAAUAUAAACAAGGUAGAAUCUUCAAUGAAAAUCUAAUUAGAUUAGGUGAGCAAAUAAGUGAUAGAAAACAAGGAGAAUUUUCUUGAUCCUGAUUCUCCUUAGUAUCUAUAUUCUAAAUUGUUUAAAGCAUACGAAAGACUGAUGGCUUUAAUAGAAAAUUAAGAUGAAGAUGCCUAUCUAAACAAUCAAUUAAUUAAAAAAUUGGGACCGUAAAUCUAGAACAUUUUUGAAGUGUCGUGGCUAUUAAUCUAAUAAACUAAGACUUCUAAAGAGAUUGAUGUAAAUGAUCGAGCUAAAAGGCUGAUAUCCUCUAAAUUUAGCAAAUUUAAAAAUCCAGUUUAAUAAGAUAAAGAAUCAGAUGGUGAAGUGGAUCUUUAAGAUAUUGAAAUGCAAUUAAGUCCUAAGACAUCUUAAAAUUAGAGCAUAUUGAAAAGAGUUAUCGGAAAAAGAAAUUCCAAUGAAUUUUGA